AAAUGGAAAUUGACGGUGAAAGCAACAACUGCUGGCGACGACUUCGUGUAGGAUGCGCCAAAAAGAAAACGCUGGUUUUGUUGGUUUUCGUGACUUUAAUUUACCUCGUGCUGCACUGGGACGUGACCAAGUGCGCCGAUUUCUUAGAAAGGCCGCACGAGAAUCACAGAAUCCGUCUGAAACCCGCCGCAUCACCGGCUUUUAACGUUUUCGACUUGGGACCGCAAGAUUACCAACGUCUGGUCGAUUUAAACGAUUUUUAUUUCACCAUAAUCGAUCCUGAAAUAUGUAACGCCCCUGUCUUCCUGCUGGUGUUGGUAUCUUCCGCUCCUGACCACCUGCACCAGAGGCUGAACAUCCGCACCACCUGGGGUCACCGGAGGACGGAAGUAAGGAUUUUUUUCGUUUUGGGCCGGGUACAAGACAACAACCUCCAGAGAGAUAUAGAGAACGAAAGCGAAAUUUACAGAGACAUCAUUCAAGGGAAUUUCUUGGAAGCGUAUCGGAAUUUGACGUAUAAAACCAUGACUGCCUUCAAGUUUAUGCUGUAUCACUGCGAAAAGGCUUCGUAUGUGUUGAAAAUGGAUGACGAUGCUUUUGUAAACAUGCCUUUGUUACUGAAUUUCCUGAAAAACGAUCUUUCGGUGUACGGAACAGAUAAUUUGUUUCUCUGUAACGACAUGACUGGUUCCCCGGUGAUUAGGGAUGCUCAUUCUAAAUGGUACGUCUCGGAAAUGGACUUGCCCGGUGAUGUUUAUCCUAGCUACUGUGCCGGAUGGUACGUGCUUCUUUCACCAGAUGUCCUCUUUCGUCUGUAUGAAUCCACGCAAAAACUGAAGUACUUAUCGAUUGACGAUGCUUUGAUCUAUGGUAUAGCCGCACAAGAAUGUAACCUAAUUCACACAGACUUCAGUAGAUACACUCUGGCCUUCAGAAGAUUGGAUCUUCUAUUUAAUGGAACUUAUGACUGGCUGCCUUUGUUGUUUGGGGCUCCAAAUAUGAAUCCCGAGCAAAUUAAGAACUGUUGGCUGUUUUUUCGUACCAGGCCUGUCUUGGCAUCAUUGAGGGGCGCCUUGGGCACUUAAUAAAGAAAAAUAGAGAACGGUAUUUCUUUCAGAAUAUCUGUGAACUUUAUUGUUGUGUUUUACGAAUAAGAGUUUGACUUUCACUUUUAAUAUCGUGUCUCUUCGAAGAAAAUGAUCUUGUAAUUGGGAUUUUGUGAUUAAAUAGUAAAUUAAAACAGUCUAAUAUCACUUACUUUUAUUUCCUUAGUUAUGUUGACUUAAAUGUACAAAAUGUUCUGAAAAUAAUAAGGCUAUUAUGAAUAAACUGUUUUUUUAUACAGGGUGAGUCUUUUUCACUGCUGAUAGAUCUCGAUAAAGGAACAUAAUAAUUUUUCUUUACCGUUUUUCAAAUUAAGUCCAAAAUAACCGUGUUAUAUUUUAAAUUUUGAAAAUUUAAAAAAAAAAUAUUUUUUGCUUAUAUUUUGAGAACCACUGGUCCUUUUCUAGAUUUUCUUUCUUGCGAAUUUAAUCAACUGCGUAAUGUUUAUCAACAUUUUCAAAAAAUUCUAAAUUAAAGAUAAAAAUUGGCGAAAAAAAAACUCAGAGAGAGAAAUAUACUACCCCUAAAAUAUUUGUAUUUUUUUAAGGCUAAGGCUCAUCCUGUAUAAAAAAAGCAUAUUAUUGCAAGUUUUUUUGUAUGAUUAUAUGUUUUAACAACACUUAUAAAUCUAUUUUUCAAUAUACAUAAAAAAAAUUACAGCUUUCUAAUAAUAAACUGGCCAUUUUACGAGUUUUGAUGUUAUUAUUUGAGUCCAUUGAAAUUAUGUUCUAAUAAAAAAGUGUUUUUCACCUUAAAAUCACUUAAAAAUGGAAAUUGACGGCGAAAGUAACAACUGUUGGCGACGCAUUGUACAGGUAAAUUAUAAUUCUUUCUACGAG
Sitophilus oryzae (rice weevil) is the source of this 1943-nucleotide messenger RNA. RefSeq names its product beta-1,3-galactosyltransferase 5-like. The coding region runs from base 3 to 1085 and encodes 360 amino acids. Gene Ontology annotation, cellular component: membrane. The transcript is spliced from 2 exons. Gene Ontology annotation, molecular function: hexosyltransferase activity. NCBI's taxonomy places the organism in Eukaryota, Metazoa, Arthropoda, Insecta, Coleoptera, Curculionidae. The record is from RefSeq and is a predicted model, not a curated record.